AUGGUUCUGAAAUCAAUAACUCUUUAAUGGCUCUUAGGCCUUGGAUCCUUUAAGAGGUUCCAAAUUAACUUAAGUUCCUAAAGACCCUUUUACUUGAAAUCGUUAAACUCUUAUGAUUGGAACAAUAUCCUCAUCUCAUAAAGUUGCUCAACAUAGUUUAAAUAUAUUAAGAUUUGCAGAUAGAGUGUAUUACAUACAUAAGUUUUAAAGUUUAAGUUAGUACAAACACCAUUAUAUUCUAAUAUUGUUGAUUAAUUGGCUAUAGAGUUGAUACUUCCAAUAUAAUAAAAUAUGAAUAAUCAUUUAUUUAUAGGUCCAGUUCUAUUUCACCUCCUAAAUUAUUUGAAUUUGAGAAAAAAGAUGAUGAAAUCAGCUAUCAUAAUUCUAAUAAAAAAAAUGUCAAUUAAUUGA
Paramecium pentaurelia is the source of this 411-nucleotide messenger RNA. The record is from the annotation of a GenBank genome assembly. NCBI's taxonomy places the organism in Eukaryota, Ciliophora, Oligohymenophorea, Peniculida, Parameciidae.